Molecule: messenger RNA, 2313 nt
Organism: Fusarium graminearum PH-1
Lineage: Eukaryota; Fungi; Ascomycota; Sordariomycetes; Hypocreales; Nectriaceae
Exons: 5
Coding region: 1-2313 (770 amino acids)
Biological process (GO): vesicle-mediated transport
Cellular component (GO): endocytic vesicle; cytosol
Molecular function (GO): ubiquitin binding; small GTPase binding; guanyl-nucleotide exchange factor activity
Source: RefSeq, a predicted model, not a curated record
AUGUCUCCGCCGGAGCAAUCUGCAGCUUCGUCCGGCCAGCCUGUCUUAGACGAGACGCUGUCUAGCAAACCUGAUGUUGAGGUGACAUCUGCUCAAGACCCUGCGAUAGGGAAGUCGGGUACUUUAGACAACGACGACCAUGGCUCGAAAUCAGAAGCCGAUCCUCAAGGAGAGGGAAACUUGAUCGACUUUGGCGAUCAGCCGGCCAACCAGUCGCAGGACGACACCGCUGACGCAGCCCCCCAGGAAGGGCCUUCAGAAACGGCUAAGGGAAAACAAAUAGCUGACGACCAGUCAACUCCGAGCGGUGCCUCAAACACCCGCAUCUCAGCUGCAUCCAAGAUCAAGCCUAUUACAUUGCCCCUGUCGAACGAUGCCACGACUCAGUACCUCACCGCCGAACCGUCCACGUAUGUUGACCCCACGCCAGCGACCCCAACGACUUCGCAGCCACCUUCGCGAACACCUUCAAAUGCUGCACGCUCCCACAUUUCUAGAGAUACCUCCCCCUCCAAAUCAGACGCCGGAUAUGAUGAGAAACGAUAUAUAAGCGAAGAUGAGCAAGAAGGUGGCUCCCGCUCAGAGAUCCAGAGCAUCAUGCAACAGUUCAGCGAGUUUGGCGGAGGCCCUGGUGAGGAAGAAGUCAUGAGCCCCAGACUGGAGAUCGCGUCGCCUAUGCUAGGACAUCCAUCUCAGCACCCUCCCCGAAAGUCGAGUCUGGAACCUCUUGCGCCUACUUUCUCGAAUCAGUUCAAAGGCUUACACAUCUCGACGAGUUCCCCUCCUGCUGAAACAUCAAACGAAUCUGCUGUCGAGGAUUUUGGGCCACCUGUUCCCCCUAAGGAUGGUGUACAUGGCACACCUCCACGGCCAAAGGUGGAACGAACCAUGAGCGUUGCUUCGCCUAGCUCGCCGGCACAAUCCCAUCGACCUCCUCCCCCUGAGCCCGAGCCAGAACCUACCCAGCCUUUCGACUUUCACAGAUUCCUGGAGCAGUUGCGAAACAAGAAGGCAGACCCUGUAGCAAGGUACCUCAAGUCGUUCCUUUCAGAAUUUGGCAAGCGUCAGUGGAUGGUCCAUGAGCAGGUUAAAAUCAUUGGAGAUUUCCUAGCUUUCAUUGCCAAUAAAAUGGCAAUGUGUGAGGUCUGGAGGGAUGCAUCUGAUGCUGAGUUUGACAAUGCUCGCGAGGGAAUGGAAAAGUUGGUCAUGAACAGACUGUACACCCAGACAUUUUCGCCCGCAAUUCAGGCUCCCAGACCGAUACCGGGGGCCAAACCAAAGCGUAAGGGCGGGGACGUUCCUCUCGGUCCUGGAAGACGAGGUCAGCACCAGGAAGAUGUUGAGAGGGACGAUAUUGUCAGGCAGAAGAUGAACAUAUAUGGCUGGGUAAGGGAAGAACACUUGGACAUUCCCCCAGUUGAGCUACUCAAAAUUAAGUCAUACAGGGCGCCGCGGGACAAGAUUAUAUGUGUCUUGAACUGUUGCAAGGUGAUCUUCGGUUUAUUGAAACAUAACAAGUCCGAUUCUUCGGCUGAUUCCUUUAUGCCCCUUCUUAUUUAUGUUGUUCUACAAUCGAAUCCAGAGCAUCUUGUGUCUAAUGUGCAGUAUAUUCUACGUUUCAGAAACCAGGAAAAGCUUGGGGGUGAAGCUGGCUAUUACUUGUCCUCAUUGAUGGGUGCUGUGCAGUUCAUUGAAAAUAUGGAUCGAACAACCUUGACAAUCACUGACAAUGAAUUUGAGAGGCACGUGGAAGAGGCCGUCUCGGCAAUUGCUGAAAAGCAUGCUCAAUCACCAAGAGUCGCACAACAGCCAGUCUUCAACGAGAAAUCCGAACAUCUCUCUGGGGAAACAUCGGCUCGCCCCUCUCUUGAUGGGCCGCGCCGUUCAACUUCGAACGACGAGUAUUCAGGCGAGGAGAAGGCUGCUAUUACCGGUCUUCUGAAGACCAUACAAAGACCACUCUCCAGCAUAGGAAGAAUGUUCUCUGACGAGCCUGGUCCUUCUCUCGGGGCGGGCCCCAGUAGUGCACCUCGGACUCCAGCACCGCAGGAACGUCAAAGUCUCGAGGGGCCUCUUGGGCCCCAGCAGCUAUCCACUAAGCAGGUGCUAUCUGCAGAAGAGGCUGCUGCACGACAGGCCAGUGCCGAGGCAGCUGAAGCUCAAAGACUUACGCGUGCAGAGCAUGCAAACGUAGUCGAGACACUGGCCGGCAUGUUCCCUGACCUUGACAAGGAGGUAAUUAGUGAUGUGGUGUACGAGAAAGAGGGCCGCGUUGGGCUGGCCGUCGACGCAUGCCUCGCUCUGUCAACAUGA